AUUGUAUAUAAUCCGUCUAUCAUUUUUUUUUGACAUUUUCCAUUCCGUGCACCGUAUUUUUUUUUUGUUUAAAAAAAGUUCAGUUCAACAAAACCCGUGUAGUGUUUCCAAGUCGCAGCAGAGUCUCAGCCAAGCCGGCAGCAGCAGUUCCAGCUCUAGUUCCUGUCUCGAUAGCACUUCCUCGCAGCUGCUGAAGACCACCAAACUGCUGGCCAAUUUGGACUGGUGCACGGAUGGGGUAGGUAAACAUCAGGAGGAUGCUGGCGGCGGGAGCAGUGGAAGCGGAAGCAGCACCACCGUGAUCGGGGAUGACAAUGGAAAUUUCGGCAGUGUCGUUCGGGGUAUCGGUAGCGUGGAGAAUGUGUCGUUCAAGGAAUUCGUGCCGAUCACAUUUAGUUACACACCCCCGCAGGGUAGCAAUAAAUCCAUUGCGAAUAGCAGCAGUGCCGGCACCGCCCGCGACCAACAACUCCAGCAAACACCUUCACCUGAUUGCAUCUUCUAGUCAAGCCUCUGGUGGGCAGUGCUAAUGACGGCAGUUUGAACAUGAACGGUGGCGGCGGUCUCGGUGGCCACACCGUGGUGCUAUCGGAUCUGGACUCGAGCGACGAUAAUCAUCUGAGCUUCAGCAAAAAUGGAACCGAAAUAUUCGACUACGAUUGUGAUUACGAUAAUGAAGAGGAGUUCAACUAUCUGGCCCGCGCUGCAGCUGCCGUAGCCGCAUCGACCAGUGUCACAAGCUCUUGCACUCCCGGUGGUACAAAUGCGGCUGGUUCCGCUGCAGUUCCGUCGUCUGGUUUAAACGUGCCGUCCAAUACUAGCAGCAAUAGCAAUAGCAGCAGCAAAAAUCGCGUUUCGUUCGAUGCCAACAUAAGUGAUUUCCUGCGAGUUCCUCCUAUUGGAGACUUCGAUAUGGAUGGAAACGGCCUGCUGAAAACCCGAAGGUCCAACAGUCUUACCAUGACGGCGAGCAGUGCAUGCGGACUUUCGGUUGGCGAGCUGCAUCGGCAAAAGCAUAACGAAUAUUUAUCAGAGGAAAAUCUAACUAACCUGCAGCUUCUGCGGAAUAAACCGAGGAGUUUCUCCUAAACCAUGGACAGUCCUCGUCCUCGUCGUUAACAUCCAGCGGGUCGGAAACAAGGCUCGACGAUUUUAAGCAGCAUCAGAUGAUAAAAAUGUACGGAUCUCCCAAUAUUGGCAUGUCGAGCAUAGCUCACUGGAGGAAGAGUUUGCAGCUGCACAAGUACGUAUGGUUGUUCUCAAACCUGACGUACGAGCAGAUGAUAAAGAUGACGGAAGAAUAUUUGCAUUCAUAAGCUUAAGGAACGGUACAGUGUGCUACUUCGAAUGAAAUGAUCAAUGGCUGGCUAGCAGAGACUGAAAAAAACCCCUAAAUUUCUGAGGGCCAUUCCACCUGAAAUUCCGGUGAACUAUGCUGCGCAAUUUUGCUUACAGUCGCUCGCUGGCACUCGGACGAUGAUCAGCUGCCCCCCCAGAUUUGCAUCCAAUAGAUGAGCAAACUCCCUUCCACGUUCCCUGUCACCGUACAACCGUAGUUCCCACCGGGGUUGGUUACCCGAUGCUCCCUAAGGCUGCUCGUUCCCGGCCAGCACCACGGGGAGGUAGGGAUAGGCGUUGCUGGCAAAGAGGCUGAGAACCGCGAGAUGGAGUCUAUUUUAUUCCUUCAGGUACGCGAAGUACCAAUGGUACAAUGGUUUUAAUUUAUUAUUAAAUUGUAAAUA
Armigeres subalbatus is the source of this 1742-nucleotide messenger RNA. RefSeq names its product protein Smaug-like. Lineage: Eukaryota; Metazoa; Arthropoda; Insecta; Diptera; Culicidae. The coding region runs from base 547 to 1089 and encodes 180 amino acids. The record is from RefSeq and is a predicted model, not a curated record. The transcript is spliced from 2 exons.